This is a messenger RNA of Penicillium daleae, 795 nucleotides long. RefSeq lists its product as uncharacterized. Lineage: Eukaryota; Fungi; Ascomycota; Eurotiomycetes; Eurotiales; Aspergillaceae. The coding region runs from base 1 to 795 and encodes 264 amino acids. The transcript is spliced from 2 exons. The record is from RefSeq and is a predicted model, not a curated record.
AUGCUUUGCGUCAGCUACGUCCUUCUUAAUCGCUUGGUGUUGGGGCCGUUCCUCCUCGACCUCAUAUACGGUGAAAAGUACUCUUCAAUGAAGGAAGCGGACAAGCGGGCGUUUAGACUUCGACAUAUCGGGAUAUUCGCCAGAACUACCUCUUUGCUCUUGGUUUCAAAGCCAGCUUUCAUGGUGGCUUUGAAAAGCAAAGAAUGGUCCGACCCUUACUCACAAGGCUCAAACAUCACUUUGGGCGAGGUUGCCUUCUUUUCUAUCAUGAUUACGGCUGGAUUCCAUCUAUUUGAACUCAUCUUCGACCAGUCGUUGAAGCCUCUGCUCAUUAUCCACCAUCUUGGGUCAAUCAUGGUCAUCCAUGGCUUUUUACCGGCCCUCAUGAGCUUACCAAAAGCGCAAAAUAUGGAAUUAAAUCGAGCUAUUAGUAUGGCGAAUGUUACUCUAUAUUGGGCGCUCCUGGAUGCACCUCUGGUCAUACUGUCCUAUGUCGUUGCUGUUCUCCGAUCUACUCUUGUUCAAGGGCGCACAAAGAUCCGCAAACUCUUCUACAUCAGUCUCCGCAUCGCAGUGUUUCUUACCACUCUCGAGAUUUUGGUCAUUGUUUACUUGGGUUCACAAAAUUGGAAGGGGCUGUCAGCCUUCCAGAGAGCGACAAUUUGCUCACUCCAAGCUUUGUUCACUGGGGCUAAGGUCUGGGUCUGCCAACGCUUUUAUUCAGCAUAUAGGAGGCAAGCGGACCCGCUGGAAACCAAGGCCACGAGGGAUGCGGGUGCGCUCAAACCCGAGUGA